UUUCACCAAGUGCUAACAUCUACAUGUGCUGAUUCUACUAUUCUUUGCUAGAUGAUCAAAGAAACCAGCUGACGUGUGUGAAUCUGAAGACAUCAUGGAAUCAGACAGAACAAUGAAAGGAAACCACAAUGAGAGUGGCCAAAAGGAAGAAAAUACAGCAACAGAGGAAAGCAAAAUUCUGAAAUUGCUAACAACAGUGUUGCUCUAUUUGUCCUAUGCAGGAUUGACUGAAUCUGGGACAGAAGUCACAGAACCUAAUCAAUGGGGAGGUUAAAUAUAGGUUACAAGUUUUUAAGAGAAGGGUAUGGCUGAUGGACUAAUCGCUGUGACAUUUCUAGACCUUAGAGACCAGCUAGACGUAGAUACAGCGACUAUGUCAUUCACAUUCACAACACGUUUUGCUGGGGUAGCAUUGGGGAGUAUGUCAGCAGGGUAUCUUACAAAUAUCAAAACAUUAAAUAAAACACUUCUUCUUGGGAUAUACCUGAUUGUAAGCUCUGUGUUAUUUAUUGUGACACCAUGGUUACAGCAUGUUGCCCUGGUGAUGUUGCUGAUUGGACUUUCUGGAAUAUCAACUGGUUCAGCAGAUACAGUUCAUAAUGUGUUAGUGAUACUGACGUGGGGGCAACAGUCCGGACCGUACCUCCAAGGCCUCCAUUUCUCUUUCACUGUUGGGGCUUUUAUUGCUCCGGGAAUUGCAAUGCCAUUCAUAUCAAAACAAAUACAAAGUGCUGAUAACAAUGGUGCAGAUGUAUUUGCAGAUCCAACAGAAACUCUUAGAAAUUAUACAAUACUCGACACCAGUGUUCCAACAGUGAGUGAAUCGAAUCAUACUGUAAAUGACAAUGUUACAACAAUGGUGACUACAAUGACAAAAUCAAGGAUUGUAUUUGCAUAUUUGAUCAUAGGACUUUAUGUUGGAAUAUUGGGAGUAUGUUUUUGCAUACUAGUGAGAUUUAACAAGCAAAGAGGUUAUCAACCUGCAAACGAAGUACGAGAGCAAGAUGAAGAAAAUUAUACCGAUGAAUCACAAGAUACAUUACCUCGAUAUUAUAAAAUUAAGUUUCUCAUUUUAUUAGGAAUGAUAUUCUUUGCAUAUGGUAGUUUGCAAGCAUUACUAGGAGGACUUCUUAUACCAUUUGUUGUACAAGGUCUUGAUUGGACUAAACAGCAAGGUACUUUGAUAGUAUCAGCUUUCUGGAUAACAUUUGCAAUAUCACGUCUUGUAACUAUCCCAAUAUUUGCAACUCAAUUCAUACAAGUUACACAGCUUAUUCUUAUAAACAUUUCCAUGAUAUUUAUCUCAAGUAUUAUUUUUGUCAUUUUUGUCCAAUAUCAUUUUAUUGUAGUAUGGAUUACCAUGUUAGUAAUAGGCAUAGGGCAAGCUACGUUACUUGUAGCUGCAAUGCUAUGGUACCGAGAAAACGUUAUGCCUAUGACUACAGGGCUCAUACCAAGUAUUCAAAUUUCAUCACACUGUUUAGGGGCCAUCUCAGUACCUUUAUUGGCUGGAUAUCUUAUUGACAAAGUCCAAGCCAUGUGUUUCCCUUAUGUUAUUGUAACAUUAACGACAUUGAUGACAUCCUUGUCUUGUUUCACCUAUGUGUCUGUAAGACUUUACAAAAAGAGACAUAAGCAGACUGAGAUAGCAACAGAGGUUGAAAUGAAACCAAUGAUGUGAAAUAAAAAAAGAAACAUUCAAGAAACAUGGUUUUCCAAUGCUCAACAACUUGACAGGCUAAGGAACAUGAUAUUAGCAGCAUGAUUACAUAUAAAUGAAAGAAAAUGUAUGUACAUGAAAUAUAAAUAUAAAAUAUAGUAUUUUAUAGUAAAAAUAUUAAAAUGUUGGAGAAAUUAAUAA
Molecule: messenger RNA, 1861 nt
Organism: Owenia fusiformis
Lineage: Eukaryota; Metazoa; Annelida; Polychaeta; Sabellida; Oweniidae
Source: the annotation of a GenBank genome assembly